CAGUCCCUGCAUGCCAGGGGGAAUGAGGAUGUGGAUGGAGGGCGGGGAAGAGAUGAAGGGUGCUGUGGGGCUGCGCUGCACCUGGGACCCACCCCCCAUUGAUGCCCAGGCCAAGUGGGUGAGGCUCAAUGUGGGGGGCACCAUCUUCCUUACCACCAGGCAGACCCUGUGCCGGGAGCAGAAAUCUUUCCUGUGUCGCUUGUGCCAGGGCGAGGAGCUGCAGUCGGACCGGGAUGAGACUGGUGCAUACCUAAUAGACCGGGACCCUACUUACUUUGGACCCAUCCUGAAUUUCCUCCGUCAUGGGAAGCUGGUCCUGGAUAAAGAUAUGGCUGAAGAGGGAGUCCUGGAAGAAGCAGAGUUCUAUAACAUUGGUCCCUUAAUCCGAAUAAUUAAGGAUCGACUGGAGGAGAAGGACUACACAGUGAUGCAGGUGCCUCCUAAACAUGUCUACCGCGUGCUGCAGUGCCAGGAAGAGGAGCUCACUCAAAUGGUUUCCACUAUGUCUGAUGGAUGGCGCUUUGAGCAGCUUGUGAACAUUGGCUCGUGCUACAACUAUGGGAAUGAGGAUCAGACAGAGUUCCUGUGUGUGGUCUCCAAGGAACUGUACAACUCUCCCAGUGGUCUGAGCUCUGAGUCCAGCCACAAAGCCAAGAGCGCAGAGGAGGACGUGGAGGAAGAAGAGCAGGAGAUGGAGGAGGAGGCAGAGGCAGAAGCAGAAGAGAAAGGUGCAGCAAAUCCUUGAGGAAAAAAAUAGACUAACCCCCAGGCAUAGAUUCAUCCACCUUUCUGGUGAGAACUCACAGCUAGCAGCAGGGAAGAACUAGAGCAAGUGUGGGGUGGAGGGGACGUCCUCCCAGGGAGCAGGAGUCUAUCUGGAGAUAAAGCUUGUAGGGAGGGGUUGUUACCUUGGCUGCUGCUUUACGUUUUUAACUGUUUGGUUUAUUUAUAUUUUUAUUUGCAGACUGUCCAUGUACUGGACACUCCCUCCUGCUCCCCUCCAUCUCCAUCUCUGCACUGUCACCUUCCUGGGACACCCUACCCCAUUCCCCAGCCUCCAGAAUUCUCCCCUCUGCUCUCUUUGCCCCUCACAGCCUCCUUCCAGCAGACCUGGUUCCCGUCUCCCCUUCCAAACCCAAGAUUCUGUUUGUUCCCUCCUCAGGGCCCCAUCUCUCUGUUCCUCACUUUUCCUACUCUGCAGGUAUGUUACCUAUAUGCACUCUCAGAACCUGCCAGUUUGAGCUCUGCAUGAGUGACUCACAUCCUUCCCUCUUGUGGAUAAAGUCCUGGUUUGUAGAGCUUGGGGAGGGGGACAAGCAGGGGAGGUUGAGUCAUUUCAAAGGUCGCUUUUCUGAUUCUCAUCAUACAUGUGCCUUCACUUGCCAAGCAGUUCUUCCAGCUCUGGGCUGGAGGCUCUGGAAGCAGCAGGAAAGGUGCAAUCAGGAGUAAGGAGGAGGGUGGGGAAGAAUGGGGAAGAAUGCAAAGCAGGCAGGGAUGGCACAGGGGAAUGCCUGCCAUGUGGCAGCCUGCCAUGCAUGCCAGAUCACUUCUCCUGAUUGCCAUCCAUUCUUGCAGCUCCUCUGCCCUGCUCUGCUCAUGCUUCCCUUGACAUUGCAGUGCCAGAGGGUGCUGAAGGUGCAGUGGAAGCUGUGGGUCCCUGCUCCAGAUGUUCCUACAGCUGUGCUUGGAAGGGGCCUCUGCUCUGCAUCCUACUGAGGCUUCCCAUCUGCAGCUGAACAAAGAAAGCUUUCAUAGGAGCACCCCUCUCUCUAGCCAGAAAACAGAUUUCUUGUUGAACUGGUGGUGCUCAGUGCCACUUUCCAUCCUAGUAGGGGGGCACUUGUUAGCUGGAUGGCAUUUCUCACUUCCCCUGUUCAAGAGCCUCCUUGUUUGUGGCUAUGGGACCCGAGUGUUAUUCUCUCAAAAGGCAGUGUGUGUUAAUCAGACUUCUCCCUCAUUUUUCUCUUUUCACCCCACCCUCAAUCCUCUUCCUUUCCUUCUUCUUUUCCCUCUCCCUUUCUUUCUUCUUUUUCCUUUUCCUUUUCCUUUCCUUUCUUUAUAUCUUGUUUCCUCUCUCAUGUGCUCUUUCCCUUUUUCUGUUUCUUGCCCUCUUUGAUUUGGUUUCUCUCUUUCUCUCUCCUUCUCUAGCAUUUACAAGCCAGAGGUCUGAGGAUGUGAUCCUGAAUCUGCACUCCAGCCUUUUAAUUUCUGCUUGAUAUCUUUAUUUUUGUACGGUAGCACAUGGCAGCCCCCUGUGCCACAGUGACACCUGCAGCCCCCUUCACUCUCCACACUCAGCUGUUGACUUUUACAAACUCAUAUCUGCCCGGAGGAGGGCAAAUGCUCCAAGGAGAGCUGCAGGAGCUGGAGCCCCAUCCUUUUCCUAGCAGAAUGGCUUUCUUUAAUGUCACAGUGGCCCCUGCUGGGGACAUCAGUGAUCAACCACUGCAGAACUUUGCUUCCUUCCUGAGCACUGGUGCCCAGAUGUGGCAGCAUUUGCACUAGGACCACUCCUUGUCCAUUCACAGUUGCAGGCAACUGGUCUGGGCUUUUGCCCAGAGGGCAAAUGCAGAGACGCUGUUGUUUUUUGUUU
Lagopus muta (rock ptarmigan) is the source of this 2593-nucleotide messenger RNA. It is a transcript of the gene KCTD17, whose product is annotated as potassium channel tetramerization domain containing 17. Gene Ontology annotation, biological process: proteasome-mediated ubiquitin-dependent protein catabolic process; protein homooligomerization. The coding region runs from base 11 to 745 and encodes 244 amino acids. Gene Ontology annotation, cellular component: cytoplasm; Cul3-RING ubiquitin ligase complex. Gene Ontology annotation, molecular function: cullin family protein binding. The record is from RefSeq and is a predicted model, not a curated record. The transcript has 6 exons. Lineage: Eukaryota; Metazoa; Chordata; Aves; Galliformes; Phasianidae.